GCACACCUGAGAGCUGAGCUGCGGCAGGUUCACGUCAAACUUCACAGCCGAGCAGGAAGGAAACGAUUCAGUGAACAUUUAGUCCCAGAGUAACAUACAACGGACUCACACGAGCAGUGUGUGUGUGUUUAACAGUUGAGGACAAGGAAGAUAAACAAAGGCAAAGGUUUACACCAAUAAUAACCGGUGAGACAGAGGGGCCCUGAUGUUACCGUGGACCGGAUUGGCUGCAGCGGGAGGAGAACCGGACGGAGGACUGGCUCCGGUCUGAGUCCUGCAGCUCUUCCCUCUCAAAGUUUGGUAAUUUUUCAAUGAGCGACCGAGCGCGCGGCUGUGAAAUGCUGCUGCACACAUCUGGAUUAUUCCUGAGCUGCCUUCACUCUUAAAACAACCUGGAAACUUUACAGGCUGAAAGAAAGGAAAGAAAAGAGAAGAAGAAAAGUCGGGCUGUGUCUUAUCCGGAGGUUUAAAAACCCGAAACCUUUCAUGCUGCUUUGAUUUUUUUCUUCUUUGAAGUGAAAUUAAAGACAGAGUUGAGUGAAAGCUCCGCGCCACCAUGCAGGGGAACGGCGGAGUGUACGCGGUGAGGAGGAGGAGGAAGCCCGUCCAGAAAAAUGCGAAGCCUCUGCCGGCGAAGACCAACCCGUCCAAACGCCACCGGGACCGUCUGAAUGUCGAGCUGGACCGUCUCACCGGCCUGCUGCCUUUCUCCGAGGAGGUCAGAGGUCGCCUGGACAAACUGUCGGUGCUCCGGCUCAGUGUGGGAUACCUGAAGGUUAAGAGUUACUUCCACGCGGCGCUCCAGAAAAAUGCUAAGUCAGCUCCUCUGGUCUCUGUAGACGGCAGAAACAGACCGUCCGAGUCCCUGGAUGGAGUCAGCUUCUCAGAGGGAGAACUCCUUCUCCAGGCCCUGAAUGGAUUUGUGUUGGUUGUGACGAGCGACGGCUCGAUCUUCUACGCAUCGCAGACGAUCCAGGACUUCUUGGGCUUCCAUCAGUCGGAUGUCGUCCUCCACAGUGUGUAUGAUCUCGUUCAUGUGGACGACAGAGAGAUUUUCAGAUGUCAGCUCCACUUCGCCCUCAACCCCGACCAGACGGACGCAGACGUGAGAGCACAGGACGGGCAGCUGAGCGGUAAAACUCUGAGCAGUUCUCAGAGCGUCCUGCCUCAGUACAUCCCUCCAGAGAACUCCUCUUUCCUGGAGAGAAGCUUCUGCUGUCGCCUUCGCUGCCUCCUGGACAACACCUCUGGAUUCCUGGCUCUGAACUUCCACGGGCGUCUGAAGUACCUGCAUUUACAUGGAAACGCUGGGGCCGAUGGGACGGCGGCUCCUCCUCAGCUAGCUCUGUUCGCCAUCGCCACACCUCUGCAGUCUCCUUCAGUCAUGGAGAUCCGCACCAAGACCCUCAUCUUCCAGACCAAACACAGAAUGGACUUUGCUCCUGUGGGCAUCGACACCAGAGGGAAGCUGGUUUUGGGUUAUACAGAGGUAGAGCUGGUCACAACAGGCUCUGGUUAUCAGUUCAUCCACGCUGCUGACAUGAUGUACUGCGCUGACAACCACCUCAGGAUGAUUAGAACCGGAGACAGUGGCUUCACGAUCUUCAGGCUGCUGACUAAAACAGGACAGUGGUUGUGGGUUCAGGCCUCUGCCAGGAUCGUCUUCACCGGAGGGAAACCGGACUUCAUCAUCUCUCGACAGAAAGCCCUCACAAAUGAGGAGGGAGAGGAACACCUGCGGCAGAGGAGACAGCAGCUCCCCUUCAACCUUGCCACCGGUGAGGGCGUCCUGUACGACGUUUCUCUGGAUAUCUUCUCCAUACCUGGUCCCCCUGGCCCCGACGCACCGGCCACUGCUGAGCCCACAACAGAGAAACCUCUGGACCCCGCCUCGCUCCUGGGAUCCCUUCGCCGGCAGGACCACUCUGUUUACACCCAGCCAGAGAAGCCCAGUCCCCAGCUCCCAGUCUUCUCCCAGACAGAGGACACUGAUUGUGAGCAACCCCAGUCGUGCUUGGAACAAGCCUUUCUGGACAGCCACGCUCUGCUCAGUGUGCCGGGUCAGAUCCAGACUUUACAGAAGAGGUCCCUCACAGCAGACCCCACGUCAGAGGCCAUGAUUGCCUCUUUGGAGCAGAUUUUGGGAGAUAUUGGGGAUGGAGGGAUAGAGGGUCUUGAGGUGGCGGACACAGAGCUGAGGGAUUGGGAAAACACCCUCGUCAGGAUGAAUAAAGAGAAGGACGACACACUGAGGGAGCUGAAUCACACCCUGGCUAAUGAUGUGUUCUCAUAUGUGGAGGAGGCUCUGAGGAGAGAAACAGGUGGGUACGUGGUUCAGGGUUCAGAUCAGGCUGGGUGUCACGUUUCUGGGACGAUCAGCGGUUUAUCCAUUCAAGUUCCUGUGUUUUCAAAUCCUGAGCCACAGUGGCAGCCAAUGACGGUCAUGACAUCUAACCAGAAAGGAUGUGGAGAACAGACUCGGUUGGGAAAUAUUCUUGGUGAUGUUUGUAAUUCGACUGGGCUGAAAAUUGCUUCUCAAGCUGUUUCUCAGCGGACGACUGGCACACGAACACCCACUCAGUGUCGUAACGCUCACCAGGGACGCACCUCUUCUUUGUGGCCUCCAGGUAGCAGCAAUCACAGCUGUGGCAAUGAGAUGAUUUCAACACAGUCCUGCAUGACACAUCAGUCUUGGCUUCCAUCUGCACACAAACACACCGACAACAUUCACAGCAGCCACGAGUCUGGCUCUGAGGUGAUGGACCAAAGUGUGCAACGUUCUCUAAACCACACUGGUUCACAGCAGACUUCUGUGGGGCCACAGCCUCUGGGCCCUUCAGUGUGGCAACAGCAGCAGCAGCAGCAGCUGCCGCAAAGUUUUCACCAUCACACACUUCCACAUUCCUCGCACACACCAGGCAGUGUGAGCUCAACCGCUCAGUCGUUCCACCCGCAAACGCAGCGAUUAUCUGGCAGCUGCACGUACGAAAAAGGUCAUGCACCAAACGCUGCUACUGUUCCUACCAGACCACACAGGCCUCUGCUGGGACCCACAUGCUCCAGAGGACACACACAUGCUGCAGGGGCGACUACAAGUUCUCCACCCUUCACCCUGCCCCGUCCAGACGUGGCAGUUGCAGGCAUCAACCAGGGUAUGAUGUCCGACCCCAACACGCUCAUGGCUGCCUGUACAGAUGUGGGCAUGGGAACGUUUGGACCAGAAUAUCCUGCUGAAAACGCAUCAGUACAGUCCUCGUUCUUCUGUUGGAACAGUGAAGCUCAGGUUCCCAAAGUUCCCCUGAACGGCGUCGUCGACCCGUUUGCCUUCCCGGUCCAUCCUACCGGGAGCAUCAACCUUUCCCAAAACACGGGACCAUAGUCACGUCUGUGCCUCGCUCUGAUUGGACUGAAAGACCAGUGAUCAGUGACUCAGAAAGAACUUCUGAGAUUAUUCCUGUAGACGAAGGAGGAGAUGAUUGUUAUAUUUUAACAAUGUUCAGGAAAUAUGGACCUUUUCAUUUCAAACAGAAAAACUUUACCAAUAAUUAUCUCUUUACACAUAUUCAGUAUGUGGCUCACAGUGUCCUGUCAGCAGAGGGGAAGCUGGAUCCAACAGGGUUUAUUACAAGUGGACUUUUCUGUAGAGAACAGAAGAAAUCUUGAGUUUGAGGAAUAUGGAGAGAAGCUGUUUCACCUCAACACUUCCCACUGUACAUCACAAAUAACACAGAGUGGUGGGAGGACGUGUCGCAGGGAGCAGACGUAACGUCCCCGUUACGAUGUCCGUUACCCAUCAUUCAGUGUUUGUUUCACUGGUCUUACUUAAGACACAGACGCUGUUCCUGGCGUUGUGAGUGAGGAGAAACUACAGGCACGGCAGAACCUAAACUCAGCCUCGUCUCCUAGACAUUAAGUUCAUAUGUCACUAAAUUGUUUUCCCAAGUUACAUUGUGGUGACAAAGGUAAUCGCUGGCUUAUUUUCAGAAGCAGUGUUUUUUUGUUUGUGUUUUUUGAAUGAAUGACUGAAGUGCUAUAUUUAGGAACUACACCAGAGUCUGGGAGGUGAUAAGGGUCUUCUGUAUUUCAUGGCAUUGUAAUUUCUCUGCACCCGUGAAGCACCUUGUAUCUGAGGUUUUGAAAAGCACUUAAGAAAUGAAGUUUUCUUCCUUAUUUAGGCAACAAAAGUUAGAGAAAGGUCGUAGCUUGGUUUAAAUGGAAGUAAAAACACCUUCAAUAUAUUUAAACUUAGCAGUAAAUUAUUGGCCCUGCAGGACUUUCAAAUUUUAUACAAUAUAAAGGAUUCAUGGCACUUCAAGCCAGUAACAAAGGCACAAUUUCAAACGUUUUCUCUUUGGAUAUGGGAGAGGUGGUGACUCUAAUGCACGACUGUGAAUAGAUUUAAAUGAGGCUCUGUGACUAUUUAUUUUCACUUUAAAUUGUGUGUCCAUCUCAGCUGUAUCAAAGAAGAACUUUAUUUUUUGUUUGUUACCUGUAGGAGAUUUUUGCCAUAUCAUUCUGCUUCUGUAAUUAUCGGCUCCGUAGUGCUUUGUCUUCCUUGUGUACAAAAUAAAACCACCGGGGACAAGUCUAAUUUAUUUUUGCCAUUAAAGAAUUGUAACCCCUCA
Toxotes jaculatrix (banded archerfish) is the source of this 4625-nucleotide messenger RNA. RefSeq names its product aryl hydrocarbon receptor-like. Gene Ontology annotation, biological process: regulation of transcription by RNA polymerase II. Gene Ontology annotation, molecular function: transcription cis-regulatory region binding; nuclear receptor activity; protein dimerization activity. The record is from RefSeq and is a predicted model, not a curated record. The transcript has 11 exons. Bases 557 to 3379 code for a protein of 940 amino acids. Lineage: Eukaryota; Metazoa; Chordata; Actinopteri; Toxotidae. Gene Ontology annotation, cellular component: nucleus; aryl hydrocarbon receptor complex.